Balearica regulorum gibbericeps (East African grey crowned-crane) is the source of this 1470-nucleotide messenger RNA. NCBI's taxonomy places the organism in Eukaryota, Metazoa, Chordata, Aves, Gruiformes, Gruidae. The record is from RefSeq and is a predicted model, not a curated record.
AUGGUGCAGGGCGCGCUGGAGCUGCGCACCAAGGUGGUGGAGGACGUGCUGACGCCGCUGGCCGACUGCUUCAUGCUCCGUGCUGAUGCCGUGCUGGACUUCGCCACCGUCUCCGAGAUCCUCCGCUCCGGCUACACCCGCAUCCCCGUCUACGAGGGUGACCGGCGUGACAACAUUGUCGACCUGCUCUUUGUCAAGGACCUGGCCUUUGUCGACCCUGAUGACUGCACCCCCCUGCAGACUGUCACCCGCUUCUACCGCCGUCCACUCCACUGUGUCUUCAACGACACGCGCCUCGACACGCUGCUUGAGGAGUUCAAGAAGGGAAAGUCCCACCUGGCCAUCGUGCAGCGAGUGAACAACGAAGGGGAAGGAGACCCAUUCUACGAGGUGAUGGGCAUUGUCACCCUGGAGGAUGUCAUUGAGGAGAUCAUCAAGUCCGAGAUCCUGGAUGAGACGGAUCUGUACACGAACAAUCGGAAGAAGGAACGGGUGCCCCACCGGGGACGCAAGCCCCAGGACUUCUCCAUCUUCAGGCUCUCGGACAGUGAGAUGAAGGUGAAGAUCUCCCCACAGCUCCUCCUGGCUACCCAUCGGUUCAUGGCAACAGAAGUGGAGCCUUUCAAGUCCCCCUACCUCUCCGAGAAGAUCCUGCUGCGGCUCCUGAAGCAUCCCAACGUCAUCCAGGAGCUCAAGUACGACCGAAAGAACAAGAAGGCAGCGGAGCAUUACCUCUACCAGCGCAACCGCCCCGUCGACUACUUUGUCCUCAUCCUGCAGGGGAAAGUGGAGGUGGAGGUUGGCAAGGAAGGGCUGCGGUUUGAGAAUGGGGCAUUCACCUACUACGGUGUCCCUGCCAUCAUGGCUGUCAUCUCCUCAGAUAACGAUGUGCGAAAAGUGGGCAGCCUGGCUGGAUCCUCCUUCCUAUUGAACAGGUCACCGUCGCGGUGCAGCGGGCUCAACCGCUCCGAGUCGCCCAACCGGGAGCACAACGACUACGGGGGCAGCACCACGCAGCUCCACAGCAGCAGCAACAACAUCUACACACCUGACUACUCUGUGCACAUCCUCUGCGACGUGCAGUUUGUCAAGGUGACCCGGCAGCAGUACCACAACGCGCUGAGCGCCUGCCCGCCAUGCCUGCCCUGUGUCCCCGCAGGCAGCCGCUCCGAGGGGCUGCGCAGUCCCAGCGAGUCGGUGUUCCUGCGCAUGGAGGGCAUCCCCUUCAUCCAGGAGGAGCUGGCUGACAAUGAGGAGAACAGCAAGCGGCAGAACAGUGAGUGCUGCGGCACCGUCCUGGAGGCAGAGUCCCCUGGCAAAGAGGCUGGGACCAGCUCAUCGCCGAGUAGCUCCGAGGAGACGCUGGGCAGGCGGCUGCUGAGAUCCCUCAGUGGGCGCAAGCAGCAGCCAUCACCAGAGGGUGAGAAGACACCAGAGGAAUGCUCCAAUCUUGCCCCAUUAAUCACCUGA